Molecule: messenger RNA, 1308 nt
Organism: Clonostachys solani
Lineage: Eukaryota; Fungi; Ascomycota; Sordariomycetes; Hypocreales; Bionectriaceae
Source: the annotation of a GenBank genome assembly
AUGAAGUCUGCUGCGCUCUGUCUCCUGGCAGCGUCCAGCUCCCUGGCCGCUGUACUUCCAGGCCCGGUUCAGGUACCCCUUGGUGGCGGCCGCAAUCCCACCUCCCACUCUCACCAUGGUAGCCACAGCGCCGAGGAUGAUUCCCAUCAGUCGUUCCUCGACUCGUGGCUCGAGACUCUUCAGCCGGUCAAGGACAGCAUCACAUCCGUAAUUGACUCCGCCACCGAUGAACUGGCCUCUGCCACCAGCACUCUCAAUGGCUUCAAGGAUGACAUGCUCCGCAAGCUCCAGGAUGCCACCAACGAGGCCAAGCUUGAGUUCCCAGACCUGACCAUCUACCAGCUCAUCCAGUUGAGCAACCACACCAAGAAGUUCGUCAAGGCUCUUGACAAAUUCCCCGAUGUGGUCAAGAUACUUAACGGCACCGAGGCCAAUCACACGCUCUUCGUGCCAAUUGACGAAGCCUUUGAGCAUCUCCCCGACCAUGAACCUCCCAGCAACGAGUUCAUCGAGGCUGCCCUCAAGUAUCACAUUGGUGUAGGAAACUACGCUGUUCCCCGCCUGCUGAGCACCAACACUCUUCCUACUGCCUACAAUGAGAAGGGUCUUGGUGGCGAGCCACAAAGGCUUCGCACCCGCGUGUCUUUGGCUGGUGUUACCGUGAACUUCUACAGCAAGGUGGUUGCUGCCGAUAUUGCUGCGAAGAACGGUGUCAUUCACGCCGUGCGCCACAUCCUAGUCCCUCCUCCACCUCUGGGCCCCAUCCUGGCUCUUGACCCAAGCCGCUUCUCUACCCUGCUCCUGGCCUACCAAAAGACGGAUUUCGUCAAGUACGUCCAUGGUCUCAAGAUCAACGGCAGCACCCUCUUCGCCCCCGACAACGAGGCCUUCGCUGCCCUCGGUCCCCGCGCCAAUGCCUUCCUCUUCAACACCGAAAAGGGACUCAAGUAUCUCGAUGCGCUGCUGAAGUAUCAGAUCGCCCCCAACGCCACCCUUUAUACCGACGCCUUUUACGACAAGACCGGUAAAGAGGAGAAGACUGAGACCCGGGAGGAACAUUACGACCUCGCCACCCUCCUUCCCGGCGCUAACAUCGGCGUCGACAUCAAGACCAUCUUUGGGUUCAAGAUUUACCUCGUAAACGGCUUUACCAAGGCCAAGAUUGAAGACGUGGUCGGGAAGAAUGGUGUUAUCCAGGUGGUUAACAAGGUUCCUAUCCCCCCUCGCAACAAGCACGACACUGAAGAUGCCGGAGGUGAGAUUGAGCUUGAGGAUCUGAUGGAGCGUCUUGCUGGUUAUGUUGAGUGA